This is a messenger RNA of Cercospora beticola, 1490 nucleotides long. RefSeq names its product Rho family GTPase CDC42 (gene CDC42). The record is from RefSeq and is a predicted model, not a curated record. Gene Ontology annotation, molecular function: GTP binding; GTPase activity; protein kinase binding. Gene Ontology annotation, biological process: Cdc42 protein signal transduction; endocytosis; establishment or maintenance of cell polarity. Lineage: Eukaryota; Fungi; Ascomycota; Dothideomycetes; Mycosphaerellales; Mycosphaerellaceae.
UGCACCAAACCUGUCAAAGCGUGGUGGGCGGGCAGCAGGCUCUGCUGGUAUUGUGCUAAGCGCGCACGCUGCACAUCGCCUAUUGCACUCCGUCCUACUCUACACAUGCUCUUGGUAUCUUGAAGAACACACUGUUGGUGUUGGACGUGUCUCGUGGAUGAAAUAGCGCGCUGCGACUAGUCCUCCUUCGCUAUAGCACAGACAGCCCGCCGCCCACCUCUCCUUCUCGCGCCGACCGACCGCUGAUCUGAGCUCUGCGCCGCCAUUGUGACAGCUCUCUUCCCUUUCACGUGUCAAGCCAACCGACCGACCGUGUUUCGCGCCACCACAGCGCCUGCUGCUGUGCGCUUUGUGUCACGCUUGACACGUACCAUAUCGAACAUACUCGGGCCCCAGCCGAGGAGACGUACGACCGUCGAUACUGCGCUGCCGCGACCGCCCCAACUCUCGCACCGAAUCUCGACUCUCACUUCCAACUCCCCUCGCUUCCCCUCGCUCGGCCACGUACUCCCAGACCGCAACAUAACAUUUCACUGCGACAGGCGCGCGCUCCACAUCAGGUGCUACGGAAUCCGAACCCGCUGAGCCAAGGAGGUCGACCAGGUCAGGCGGCAUAAUCGACAAACAGACGGCUACAGACACGUGAGAGAGGGCACGAGAGGCAAUCAGCAAGUCCAGAACUUGUGCACAGGAGGUCAGAAUGGUGGUUGCUACGAUAAAGUGCGUUGUGGUCGGUGACGGUGCCGUGGGCAAAACAUGCUUGCUCAUAAGCUAUACGACGAACAAGUUCCCGUCUGAAUAUGUGCCCACAGUUUUCGACAACUAUGCGGUGACGGUAAUGAUUGGAGACGAACCAUAUACCCUUGGACUCUUUGAUACUGCCGGACAAGAAGAUUACGACCGCUUACGACCGCUCUCAUACCCACAGACCGACGUCUUCUUGGUCUGCUUCUCCGUCACCUCACCCGCUUCAUUUGAGAACGUCCGAGAAAAGUGGUUCCCUGAAGUCCACCAUCACUGCCCGGGAGUGCCUUGUUUAAUCGUCGGUACACAAACAGAUUUGAGAGACGAUCCUCAAGUCCGAGAGAAGCUUGCAAAGCAAAAGAUGCAGCCCGUGCGGAAAGAAGACGGCGAGCGAAUGGCUAAGGACCUGGGCGCCGUCAAGUACGUCGAAUGCUCAGCUCUCACUCAAUUCAAAUUGAAGGACGUGUUCGAUGAGGCGAUUGUGGCAGCGCUAGAGCCGCCCGCAGUGAAGAAGCCAAAGCGAAAGGGUAAAGGUUGCAUAUUGCUAUAGCCUCGCGGCUAGUCUGAUGCGAAUGCGAAUGCCAUGUACCUUCAACGUGAAUACACCAUGCGGGUUGUCUCAGAUAGACAACACCUUUUUUUAACUUCUUUGCGGACAAUACCAGAGUUGGGCGCGUGGAGUUGAAAUGGAGCACUGUUUUCUUCAGGUCUACACAAGGCACACAAAUCCAGGUUAUAUGCCUUCU